Molecule: messenger RNA, 879 nt
Organism: Ceratina calcarata
Lineage: Eukaryota; Metazoa; Arthropoda; Insecta; Hymenoptera; Apidae
Product: dynein light intermediate chain
Exons: 5
Biological process (GO): microtubule-based movement; microtubule cytoskeleton organization
Cellular component (GO): cytoplasmic dynein complex; centrosome
Molecular function (GO): dynein heavy chain binding
Source: RefSeq, a predicted model, not a curated record
GUGAUAAUGAAAGUGGGAAGACGACGUUGAUCGCCAAACUGCAAGGAGUGGAAGACCCGAAGAAGGGCUCUGGUUUAGAGUUCGCGUACAUCGACGUGAGGGACGAUUACAGGGACGAUCAGACGAGAUUGUCCGUAUGGGUGCUGGACGGUGAUCCCGGUCACGCGAAUCUGCUGCGAUUCGCGUUGAACGCAGAGAGAUUCCCGCACACUCUGGUAAUGUUAGUAGCUGCGAUGACGACUCCAUGGGCUAUUCUCGACCAGCUUCAAUCCUGGGCCGCUCUUCUAGCGGACCACAUCGACAAACUGUCUUUAGACAACGAAACAUGGCAACAGUGCAGGCAGAGAAAUAUUCAGAAAUGGGAGGAGUACACAGAGCCUGGGGACGAAUUAGAUCCUGGUAACCCUUUAAGACGUACCAGUCGUAAUCUGGACGACGAAACCAUGGACACUCUGCCGUUACUGGAAGGCAUCGUCACUACAAACUUAGGCCUAGACAUCGUCGUCGUUAUAACAAAGACCGAUUACAUGUCUACUCUCGAGAAGGAACACGAUUACAAAGACGAGCAUUUCGAUUUUAUACAACAGUGGAUCAGACGAUUCUGCUUCCAAUAUGGCGCCGCGCUGUUUUAUACGUCAGCGAAGGAGGAUAAGAACUGUGAUUUGCUUUACAAAUACUUAACGCAUAGGAUCUACUCGUUGCCCUUCAGAACGCCUGCGUUGGUCGUCGAGAAAGACGCAGUCCUCAUCCCUGCUGGUUGGGACAACAUGAAGAAGAUCAGCAUCCUUCACGAAAACUUGCAGUCGAUGAAGCCUGAUGAUUAUUACAGAGACGUGAUUGCGCAGCCAUCGACGAACCGAAAGGUACAAUCAAUCACGA